Molecule: messenger RNA, 4179 nt
Organism: Hemiscyllium ocellatum (epaulette shark)
Lineage: Eukaryota; Metazoa; Chordata; Chondrichthyes; Orectolobiformes; Hemiscylliidae
Gene: scn4ba
Product: sodium channel, voltage-gated, type IV, beta a
Exons: 5
Coding region: 282-986 (234 amino acids)
Biological process (GO): regulation of ventricular cardiac muscle cell membrane repolarization; regulation of sodium ion transmembrane transporter activity; cardiac muscle cell action potential involved in contraction
Cellular component (GO): membrane; voltage-gated sodium channel complex
Molecular function (GO): transmembrane transporter binding; sodium channel regulator activity
Source: RefSeq, a predicted model, not a curated record
CAAGUGGGAGGUUACGUGCAUCAAAAGUACGCUCGGCACCGACGCAGUUCCUCCCCCCCUCUCUCUCUGUGUGUCUCUCUCUGUGUCUCAGUCCCUGACAAGUGCAGAUCCUCUAUGACCAUCCCCAGAGUGAGAGCUGCUGGCUCCCCACCCCGUCUCUCUCUCACACACACACACACACUCUGGGGUUUCAAAGCAGCAUUCCCCCAGUGUUUCCUGCCCCCUUCCCUCCACAACAUCCCGGGAUUCUGAGCCGCAGGUAUUGAUCGAACUCUCCCAGAAUGAGGGCUCAGAAAAUGCCCUUGGACUUCGGUGGAGAGGAAGCAGCAAAAGCCUUCCCGAGUAGACUUUUAACGGCUGUGGUGAUCGGUUGUGUUUUAUUUCAAGCUAAUGAAGCCAUUGAAGUUCACAUUGGAAAAUUGUCAACAAUUGUGGUACUGAACGGCACUGAUGUCGAGUUGCCCUGUACGUUCGGUAGUUGCAUGGACUUCAAAAACUCCAUUUUCUGGUGGACAUUUCAGAAAAACCAAACGAGUGAAGAAUCGAAAAUUAUUCGUAUUGAACUAAAAGAUAAGACACCCCACAUCUUUCCAUCUGAGACGUAUGACAGAGUUACAUUUAUUGGGAAUAUUAAAGAGAAGAAUAUUUCCCUUUUGCUUGCAGACGUGGAUUUUGAGGAUAAUGGAUUCUAUAAUUGUUACUUCAAAAACCCACAGGAAAAUAAUCAUGAGGCGAAUGCGUCUCUUCAACUAAAGGUUGUCAGUGAAUUGGUAAAAGUGGACAACACAGUGACAGUGAUCAUCCUGACUGUGAUUGGAGGGUUAAUAGGACUCAUCAUUCUAAUAUUUAUUAUUAAAAAGCUUGUAAUGUUUAUAAUUAAGCGAGUUGGAAAGAAGAAGAAGGAGUGCCUGGUAAACUCCUGUGCCAACACUGAGCGUGGACAUUAUGGUUCCAAAACCGACCUCAAAACCCCACCAAAGGCUUGAAGAUUGCACCGAUUUUAGCAUCAGUGCUUAAAGACAUGUGACGUGCCUAUAAAAACACUAGCGGGUACACACAGUUUGUAAGGUAACCUGAUUAUAGAAUGGGGAGGGGAGUGGGUGAAUUGUGCACUGAUUGCGCGGGAGAGUUGGGCCAUCCAUUUGAGACAUCACAGUCAUGGACAUGACUUCAUUCCUGACCGCCCGCUCACAUGUACUGCCUACCUCUCCCUUCCCUGAUCCUCAGCACUGUCACAUCCAGCUCGGAGAUGCUAUCUCAUGCAACUUCAUCGACCUUGCUGCAUGCAAUUCAAUUCAUACAGGGAUGUACACCAGCUGUGUAGCACCAGACUUGUGCCGCAUGAUGCCUUUUAUGCCAGGGUUUUACUGUACUUUUCAACUCCUUCCUUUUGACUUGAUUGUGCCCCUUGAGAUAAAUUGGCUCUCCCGCAGUCAAUGACGAGUUAAACCAUGCCAGGGCAUCUCUCCUGACUAACCCACAAUCGUGCUGGGAAGGCCGGGAGGUUGCUGAGAAUCUAAAUUCACUCUGCUGGAACCCAAGUUUUUUUUUCGUCAUUGGAAAGAUCUUGAGAAAUGUCAUCCGUUGCAGAGACAUAUUUAGCCAAACCAGGAAUACAAUGAUUAGGCAAGUUGGUUUAAGUUUAGUUGAUGGCUGCUUACAGUGAAAAAUCCUAAAGAAGUGUCAUUCCGGAAUCAAAAUGUUAACUGUUUUUCUCUCUCUCCUGAUGAAGGGCUUUUGCUCGAAAUGUCGAUUUUCCUGCUCCUCGGAUGCCGCCUGACCUGCUGUGCUUUUCCAGCAUCACUCUAAUCUAGACCCUGUUUCUCUCUCAUGCCAGACCUGCUGAGUCUGUCUUUUACUUCAGAGUUCCAGUCCAUUAUAACAGCUGUAAAUUUGUGCUCAGCUAACUGGGUUAAACUAACUAGCAAGUGUUGGUGGCAGCUGCCCCAAAACAGCACAGGAAUAAUUCCUAUUGGGAAGCAGUGCUAUCAGGGACAUCUCUGAGAGAUUUCCAGUUCAACGGCAUUGAUAUGGGUUCGCUUUGGGAAGGUCCACUUGUAGUUUGAAGCUUGGCUGUCUGUGAAUGUAGACUGGGGCAAUAGUCAGAGAUGCCAUUGUUUCUCACUCCCCAGAAACCUAAUUUUCUUGUCACCACAUAUAACUGGGAGAAAAGUGUAGCAAAAGAGGGUAGAAACUGAGAAAAUUUAUGGUGUGGAAGGCCAUUCGCCCCAUGAUAUCCAAAGUGGACAGAAAAAAGCUACUACCUCUUAUCCCACCUUCCGGCUCUUAGUCUGUCACUGUGUUAGUUACAACAUUCAAGAUAUAGUCCAAAUCUUUAAAUGCAAUCAGGAUAUGCUGUCACUCAAUCAGUCCUUUGGAUAGUGAGUUCCAGACCUUUACAGCUGUCUGGGUGUAAAACCUGCUCCUCAAAGUGUCUGUAAUCUAGAUAUACCUUUUAAUUGUACUUAUCAUCCAUCAUAAGGUCAGAAGUGGGCACAACACUCCUGCACAACAUUCCUGCACCAUUUGCUACUCCUCAAAUACUGAAGCAGUCUUUGUUCAAAUGCAACAAAAUCUGGACAAUGUCCAGGCUUGGGCUGACAAGUGGCCAGUAACACUUGCACCUUAGAAAUGCCAGGUAAUUACCAUCUCCAAUAAUAGACAAUCUAAGCACUGCCCCUUGACAUUAAAUGGUGUUACCAUCACUGAAUCACAAUGAACCACUUCCUACUGACCAAACACACCACAUAAACAAAAUGGCUACAAGAGCAGCUCAGAGCUAAGUAUACUGCAGUGAUUAACUCACCUCCUGACUCCCCAAAGCAUGUCCACCAUCUACAAAAUACAUAUCAGGAGUGUGAUGGAUUACUUCCUACUUGCCUGAAUGAGUGCAGCUCCAACAAUGCUAAAGAAGCUUGACACCAUCCACGACAAAGCAGCCCACUUUGUUGGCCAUGAAUCCACAAGCAUCCACUCCCUCCACUACCCAUGCUGUGUAGUGAUGGUGUGUGCCAUCUACAAGAUGUACUGCAGAAAUUCACUAAAGAUCCUCAGACAGCACCUCCCAAACCCAUGACCACUUCCAUCUAGAAGGACAAGGACAGCAGGCACAAAGGAACACCACCCCCUUCAAGUUCACUUCCAAACCACUCACCAUCCUGACUUGGAAGUAUAUCAUCGUUCCUUCAAUGUCACUGGGUCAGAAUCCUGGAAUUCCCUCUCUAAUGGCAUUGUGGGUCAACCUACAGCACUUGGAUUACAGCAAUUCCAAGAAGGCAGCUCACCCCCACCUUCUCAAGGGCAACUAGGAUCAGGCAAUAAAUGUUGGGCCAUCCAGGGCCACCCACGCUCCAUGAAGGGAUUAAAAAAAAGUUUGUAUCAAUAUGCCCCCACUUAUCAAAUCUCUGUAAUACCUUGGUGCAUGUGUUGGAAACUCUCAGUACAUUGGCAUAGCUGUCACUGACACUUGUAGCAUAAAGCUACAUUAUCAGAGUGACCAUAAGAGGAGGCCAUUCAGCCUUCUGUUCUUGCUCUGUCACAGAAUUAGAUUGUGGUUGAUUUGUACCUGUACCUCAAUCUGACCAACAUUACUUGACCUCCUUUGAUUCCCUUCCAUCACAGAAAUCUAUCAUCCUCAACCUUAGCAGCUUUAAUUGACUCUCAGUAUUUUGGAAAGAAUGUUCCAGAUCUCCACUAGCCUUACAUGAAGAAAUGUUUCAUGAUUUCACUCCUGAAGCGCAUGGCUCUGAUAAUCCAAUUCUGUCCGUUUGUCCUUGAUGCCCAUUGGAGAAAAUAUUUUCCUCUCUCCACUCUCUCAAAUCCUUUAAAGACCUUGAUGACCUUUAAAGACCUCCAUAUUCUGAACACAAGAGAUUACAAGCCAAGUUUGUGUAGCACAUCCUAUGCAAUUCAGUCCUUCCAGCUGUGCAUGUCUCUGCAUUCCUCCAAAACCUGUAUAUGCUUCCUGAUGUAAUGAUUGGAACUAAACAUAGUUACUCCAGAUAAUGUGAGACCAAGGCUCUGUUCGAUUGAAAUGUAACCUCACUUUGUAUAUGCUUUGAGCUAAAGGCCAACAUUCCCUUAGCCUUCAUGAUCAUAACAUAUACCUGUUCACAUUAGACCUUGGACUUAUUCCAGUUCAUCCCAUGUAAUAGGUACCAUUCGUCCUAUCCUUCCAAA